Maylandia zebra (zebra mbuna) is the source of this 3315-nucleotide messenger RNA. RefSeq names its product protein shisa-like-2A. The record is from RefSeq and is a predicted model, not a curated record. NCBI's taxonomy places the organism in Eukaryota, Metazoa, Chordata, Actinopteri, Cichliformes, Cichlidae.
CACACUGUUUGACGGUGAUGAGAAGUUGCGGCAGUGGGAAAUGGACGGAAUGAAACCGGGUUUUAAUCACCGCGCAUCUGGCUCUCCGAGUGCGCGCAGUUUACGUCUGACAUGAGUUCGGACUGCGAGAGUUACUACACCGAAGAAAACGUGCUCGUGGAGAACUUCACGUGUCCGAAAGCGGACGGUGACACCACGGCACUCUACUGCUGCGGGUUCAGUGACUUGAAGUACUGCUGCGCUGACCCCAACAGCUUUUUCCCUUACGAAUAUGGAUACAUGUGGUGGCUGAGUCUCGGAGCCCUCAUGGGUCUCUCAAUAGCAGCUGUGGUUCUUCUCGCCUUCAUCAUCACUCUGUGUGUCCUCUGCUAUCUGUUCAUCACCACCAAACCCAGAGGUCUGGACAAUGGACUGCCGCUGCGAGCACCAGGUUCUACAUCUAGCCCACAAGCACCAGGGCCCAGUAACAGCAGUGUCCCACCUGGUCCCCAAGGCCUCAGGAAACAUUUCCUGAGAGGCAGGCUGGACUGUGACAACCAACCCCCGGACCCUGACCGCCUUUUCCAACGUUGUUUCUUGGCUACGGUUACGUCUGUCAAAGUGGAGGGUCCUGCUUAGCCAGAGUUAUUUCUUGGUGUUUCUUGGCCGCCUACCUGUCACCACUCCACUAUAGUUUUCUGCAUUAUAACAAUCCAGGCUGAGCUGAAGUUUGAUCUCCACAUAGUUACAUUUUGUCAUGUUUGAUUCAACAGAACACAAAUGCAAACAUUUCUGUUUGAGCCCUGAGACAAAUUUUUCCUGCUUUAGAAAAAGAACAAACUGAAAAGGUUUCAGCUGAUUAAAAAUGUAGCCAAAGAUGCAAAUGUGAUUUUGAUGGCGCAACCUUUUGCAUGUAUUACUUUUAGUUUGAAGAGUCACAACUAUUAUUUGUUGCACUGAAACCCAGAAGUUAUUGUUCCACUUAAUCAACAGAGACAGCAAAACCUCUGAUUGGAAAUCAUUAUUUUGCUGCCUGUCCCAAAAGGCUGCUUGGAGGAAUACAACUAAACAGUACAAUUACAGGCUGCUACUUUAUGGAUAGUUGAAUAUUUGUAUGCUGGAAAAUCACCAGCAGUGAGUAUUCAAAAGAAUAUAUUUACUGAAAAAUGUUGAUUGCACAUUAUUUAAAAUCCACAGUUUGAAAUGGCUUUAGAUGGAUGAGCUUACUUCUAAAAAAUUUCUUUAAAUGAUAAGUAACCCCAACAUGGACCUUGAGGGGAGAAAAAACAAACAAACUCAUUGACUCAUUCAAAUAACGGGGGGUUUGGGGUGGGGGCGAGGGGCGCACUGAGUUUGCCCACAUGCUGUGUGUUUGAUUUAUUUGAGCCAUUUCUUCUCAUUUAACACGGUGGCUCUAAACACAGUGAGCACAGGUGAAGAGACAGUCAAUAAAGAGAGGGUUGAACUCUGAGUUAAAAUGAACCCGAAGCAUCUCACUGCUACCGAAUCCUGUCGGCCUUCUUUUUUUUUACACAUUUUAGACAUUUUUUAUUUGUAAGUCCUUUUAAGCAUGUGACAGGUAACAUUACUGGCUUUGUCAAUCUCUUAAAAUGGUUUUUGUCUUUCACACAUGGGUUACUUUUAUGCCAAUUUCUCUCAUGGAACAUUGACACAUAACACUCACGACCCCGGCUAUGAGAGCUAAAGUACAUGUGCAAUUCUUGCCAAACAGUACGUUCAAAAAAACUGUUGCACUUUUGCCAGUCAGCAUUGUGUUUGUUUACUGUAGUGAAGCGUAACCAUUACAACCACCACACUUGUCACCCAGCAUUGUCACUAAAGAAUGGCUGGGUGCGUAUAUGUUUGUGCAGUGCAGCAGCAAUGGCUAGCUGCUCCUGCCACUCCCAAUCAGGCCUUCAUAAAGACAGAGCUCUUUCAAAGAAAAAAAUAUAUAAUUUUUAUUGCAAAUGAGAAAUUCCGUUUUUUGUUUGGCCUUUUUCUCCUUUUUUGUUCAAUGAUAGUGGACCAAGUUUAUUUAAAAAUAGGACAAAUCUAAGUGAUAGGAAGUCCUAAAUAAAUGAUAAAAUAAUGGCGACAAGGAAAGAACCAAAGCGAGAUGACAAUGACUGAAGGAAACACACAGACUAAAUGCACAAAAAGGAAAGUGACAAUAAGACACAGGUGAAGUGAAUCAAGACAGCUGAAAGAGAUGCAAAUAAUUUGCACAAAGAAACAAAGAACAGAAAAAGAGAACUGCAGGACAGCAAAGCGAGGAAAAAAUAAGAUGUUGUAACAAAAACCAACAACCAUGACAGAUUAACAUUUGUGAUUUUAAAGGAAAUGUCUACAAAACUCCAAGAUCGAUCACCAGUAUCAGGUCAAAUGUUCACUCUGGGGGCUACAUUGGUUUGUUUUGUAUGCAUAUAUUUAGCGCUGUUUAACAAGCCAAACUAAAACAGUUGGUGAUCAUUAUUCUUUCUUAGCAACUACACCUUAGCGUUGUCAUUGUGAGCAUGUUACAGUAGUAUUAGCACCUGUCUCACAACAAUGCUGUGCCUUAAAUUCGGGCUCACAGAGCUGUUAGCAUGGCUGCAGUCUCUUACUUUGUGUUGUACGAGAAACUAUAGCCAUCCAUGCAGACCUGAAGUACUGGAGUAUAAAGUAGGCACCAUGCAUGUGGUUGAUACUGGCACUCCAGCUCGAAUGGCAGCAGUUUGUCUCUGGAAACUGCCACUGCAGAGCAGAGCAGAGCAAGGGUGUGUUAAAACUGCAUUUAAAGCAGUCCAACUGUACAUUGUGCUUUGUUCAGCAACCACCAAAUGAAAAGAAAGCUACAGAUUUUGCUUUGUUUUUAUGUGCCUUUUUGGUUUGCUGUUUUUAUUUGUUUUCAAUCCAAAACAUUUGAAUUAUGUGAUUUGACUUUGUAAUUUCAGUGUUUUUGAGUCAGCUGUAGGAAUGAAAACUAGGUCUGGCCACACUUUAAUCCAUCAGUGUUGUUGUGCUUUGCUGAGUGUGAAAAGAAUCUGGAGGAAUUUCAAACCCACUUGUAUAUCUCCCGUUCACAUUAUGGAACAGUUUGUGUUUACUUUGCAAAGAAAGAAAGAAAGAAAGAAAGAAAGAAAGAAAGAAAGAAAGAAAGAAAGAAAGAAAGAAAAAUAAAUCAGCUUUAUGUUGUAGUUGUGGGUUUUCAUGUUAAUGCAACUGCUCAGUUUAUUUAAAUGAUAGGUGUCAGGCUUAUUAAUGACCUACAUGAAUUACAAUAAAUCGUUCUUAUUGUUGAAAUGUACUUACAGAAAAAUGUUUGGCAGCUCAAGUGCCUAUUACUGAUAAAUAAGU